AUGAGUUUAUUUGCGGAUCGUAAGGCGGCGAUGGUUGGUGUCAUUAUGGAUGCAGCCGCUGUGAUUAGGCUCAAAGGAGCUACCGAUGAGGUCGCUGCGGAAGUUGCUGCUGAAGAAGCACCAUUAUUUGUAUCUAGGCACUUGUACCAGCAAAGAGCAGAGCAUUUAGAGAAGAAAAAAAGGUUUAAUAUGACAAUCGAGGAUGGAGGUGUCUUGAAUGAAGACUACGAAUUAAGCGAUGAAGCAAAAGAAAAGACCUCCGAUUUCUCGGUAUCCACUUAUCAUUUUGAUAGUAAGGACUAA
This is a messenger RNA of Sclerotinia sclerotiorum 1980 UF-70, 303 nucleotides long. RefSeq lists its product with no specific name. The record is from RefSeq and is a predicted model, not a curated record. Lineage: Eukaryota; Fungi; Ascomycota; Leotiomycetes; Helotiales; Sclerotiniaceae. The coding region runs from base 1 to 303 and encodes 100 amino acids. The transcript has 3 exons.